Penicillium maclennaniae is the source of this 1956-nucleotide messenger RNA. RefSeq names its product Amino acid/polyamine transporter I. Gene Ontology annotation, cellular component: membrane. The transcript is spliced from 6 exons. Bases 1 to 1956 code for a protein of 651 amino acids. NCBI's taxonomy places the organism in Eukaryota, Fungi, Ascomycota, Eurotiomycetes, Eurotiales, Aspergillaceae. Gene Ontology annotation, molecular function: transmembrane transporter activity. Gene Ontology annotation, biological process: transmembrane transport. The record is from RefSeq and is a predicted model, not a curated record.
AUGUUCGAGAGCCAGGAAUUCGACGAGAUGCGCCUUGGGCGGUUCUUGCAGGAAAAUCUCUCGGAAAUCAAUAACGACAUCGGGGUGAGCGUCUUUGAUAACAUCGCGGGCCACAUUCGUCUCCGCCACCGAGAGGAUAGCGAGUGGAUGCGCCAUUAUGGUGUAGAUCUGGGAUGUGAGACUUUCGACCUAGGAACGAGGCAGCCACUUCCCGGCUAUGCUAACAAACAAGGUGCGGCCGUCCACCGUGCAGAGAAGAUUGACAGCUAUGAGGCCCGUCAGCCAAGUGCAUUGGAAUAUUUAAGAGCGCUGCCCAGUUCCGUACAUGUAGCUUCAGCAAUUGAAUCCUUCAACACUCGAUUAUAUUCGCAUUUACGUGUUUACGUGCUCUCCGUGCCCAUGAAUUCAUUAACGUACUCAGACGUCAAGGUGGCCGCCCCGGAAAAGCUGAUCAGCGACGAGGAGCAGUUGGCUUCCCUCGGCCACGUCCAGGAACUUCGUAGAGAGUUUUCCUUGUGGUCUAUUGUAUGCCUCCAGAUAUCCUUGAUGGCCACCUGGGAGGCUCUCUCCUCGGUUGUGUCCACCGCCCUGACCAACGGGGGAGCACCAUGUCUAUUCUAUAACUAUAUCAUUGCCUUUAUCGGCACAAUAUUCGUUGUUCUCUCUCUCGGGGAGAUUGCUUCAAUAUAUCCAACAGCAGGAGGUCAAUAUCACUGGGUCUAUUGUCUUGCGCCUGAGUCGUAUCGGGCCACUGCAUCUUGGUUCACUGGUUGGAUCUCCGUUGGGGGUCAAAUUGUGUUCACUGCAUCUGCGGCGUUUGCAGCCGGUCUCCAGUUGCAGGCCUUGGUGACAAUGAACCACCUUGAUACCUAUGUUCCAACGCGAUGGCAAGGAAUGCUAUUCUAUUGGAUGAUCUUAGCUUACUCGGCUGCUGUCAAUAUCUUUGGAUCCAAAGUCCUCCCACAUACAAACACUGCAGCUGGAAUACUUCAUAUGGUGGGGUUUAUCGCGGUCGUGGGCGUGCUAGGGGCAAUGUCAUCCAAGCACUCUGCGACCUACGUCUUCACAGAGUUUUCGAACAGCAGUGGUUGGGAAAAUGACGGGGUCUCCUGGUUAGUCGGACUGUUGAGCGCGGUGUAUCCUUUUCUUGGCUACGAUGCAGCCUGUCAUCUUAGUGAAGAACUUCCCAAGCCAUCACGGAAUGUGCCCUUAGCUAUGAUGGGAAGUGUUGCCAUCAACGGCCUAAUGGGUUUGGCAUAUGCAAUUGUGCUAUUGUUUGGGCUAGGGGAUCUCAAGACUCUUCUUGCAUCUAAGAUCGGUUUUCCGUUCAUGCAGCUCUUCCUGAAUGUCACCCAUUCGCCGGCAGGGGCAUCGAUUCUUUCGAUCAUUGUUUCUCUGAUUGCCAUGGCGGCCAAUGCCGCUGGCACGACUUCAACCAGUCGUACGGCAUGGGCAUUUGCACGCGACCGUGGCUUGCCGAGCUCCACAUUUUUGUCGGUAGUCAACCCGACUCUGAAGGUGCCCGUUCGAAUGGUGUUGGUCGUUGUAUUUCUGCAGAUGCUCCUAGGCCUAAUCUACCUGGGUAGCUCCACAGCCUUCAAUGCCGUGCUCUCCAUGGCCAUUCUAGGCAUGUAUGCGUCCUAUCUCACACCUAUCCUGUUCAUGUUCAUCUAUCGUCGACGAACCUCGAACUCCAUUGUGUGUGCUACAACGGGAACUGGCGCGUUUAAUAUGGGACCACGAUGGGGGCCUACGGUGAAUGUGGUAGCCAUGAUGUGGUUGAUACUGGCGAUGAUAUUUAGCACAUUCCCGACUGUGAUACCGGUGACGCCCGAAAAUAUGAACUACUGCGUGGUAGUGACCACGGCUUGGGUUGUUCUUGGUGCAGUGUAUUAUUAUCUGUUCAGCGGGAAGAGGCGGUUCACUGGUCCCGUGGUCGAAGUAGUCGAAGAGUAA